Molecule: messenger RNA, 4048 nt
Organism: Camellia sinensis
Lineage: Eukaryota; Viridiplantae; Streptophyta; Magnoliopsida; Ericales; Theaceae
Source: RefSeq, a predicted model, not a curated record
CUCUCUCUCUCUCUCUCUCUCUCCUCUCACAGCUGCUUCAAUUUGAAGCUGUCUUUUUUUUUUUUCCUUCUCUCUCUCUCUAUCUCUCUCUCUACCAACUAUUCGUAUCUCUCUAUCUCUACGGACACUUUUGUUUGUACUAGGGUUUAAUCUCUGUGAGGUUUUUCAGCUCUGCUUCGAUUUCUAGGGUUUUGUCUAUUUCUCUCUCUUUCAUGGCGGCGGAGAAGCUCAGGGAUUUGAGUCAGCCGAUUGACGUCGGCUUACUCGAUGCCACCGUCGCUGCCUUCUAUGGCACCGGAUCUAAGGAGGAGAGGACCGCUGCAGACCAUAUUUUGCGGGAUUUGCAAAACAAUCCAGACAUGUGGCUUCAAGUGGUUCAUAUUCUAUCAACUUCACAGAAUUUGAACACCAAGUUUUUCGCUUUGCAGGUUCUGGAAGGUGUAAUUAAGUACAAAUGGAAUGCAUUGCCGGCUGAACAACGAGAUGGAAUGAAAAAUUAUAUUUCUGAUGUCAUUGUAAAGCUAUCAAGUGAUGAGAUCUCUUUUCGGCGGGAAAGGCUGUAUGUCAACAAACUUAAUAUUAUAUUGGUACAGAUUUUGAAGCACGAGUGGCCAGCCAGAUGGCGAAGCUUCAUUCCCGAUCUUGUUGCUGCAGCAAAAACUAGUGAAACUAUUUGUGAGAACUGCAUGGCCAUAUUGAAACUUCUAAGCGAAGAAGUUUUCGAUUUCUCAAGGGGUGAAAUGACGCAGCAGAAGAUCAAAGAGCUUAAACAAUCACUGAACAGUGAGUUUCAACUCAUUCAUGAGUUAUGCCUAUAUGUACUAUCAGCAGCAUCUCAAAGAACUGAGCUUAUGAGGGCUACACUAGCCACAUUGCAUGCUUUCCUUUCAUGGAUUCCUCUGGGAUAUAUAUUUGAAUCUCCACUGCUUGAAACGCUCCUGAACUUUUUUCCUGUGCCGUCUUAUCGGAAUCUCACCCUCCAAUGUUUGACUGAGGUUGCAGCCCUUAAUUUUGGGGAUUUCUAUAACAUGCAGUAUGUUAAAAUGUAUAAUAUAUUCAUGGUGCAAUUGCAGGCCAUUCUUCCUUCCAGUACUAACAUCCCCGAUGCUUAUGCGGCUGGUACUAGCGAUGAGCAGGUGUUCAUUCAGAACCUGGCUCUGUUUUUCACCUCAUUUUAUAAGUCUCAUAUUCGGGUGCUAGAAUCCUCACAAGAGAAUAUAUCUGUGCUCCUAUUGGGUCUUGAGUAUCUCAUUAACAUUUCAUAUGUGGAUGACACCGAGGUUUUUAAGGUUUGCUUGGACUACUGGAACUCUUUAGUUCUGGAGCUUUUUGAGGCUCACCAUAAUCUGGAUAAUCCUGCAGCAAUCGCAAACAUGAUGGGACUGCAGAUGCCAUUUCCUGGUAUUGUUGAUGGUCUUGGUUCACAACUGGUGCAGCGACGGCAGCUUUAUGCUGGUCCAAUGUCAAAGUUGAGAUUACUUAUGGUUUGCCGUAUGGCUAAGCCUGAAGAGGUUCUGAUUGUUGAAGAUGAAAAUGGGAAUAUAGUCCGUGAAACUAUGAAGGACAAUGAUGUCCUAGUUCAAUAUAAGAUCAUGAGGGAAACACUUAUCUACUUGUCACACCUUGAUCAUGAAGAUACUGAAAAGCAGAUGCUGAAGAAAUUGAAUAAACAGCUGAGUGGUGAGGAUUGGACAUGGAACAACUUAAACACAUUGUGCUGGGCAAUAGGAUCUAUAUCUGGGUCCAUGAUGGAGGAGCAGGAAAACAGAUUUCUGGUGAUGGUAAUUCGUGAUCUACUAAAUUUGUGUGAAAUCACAAAAGGAAAGGACAACAAAGCUGUUAUUGCAAGUAACAUUAUGUAUGUUGUUGGACAGUACCCAAGAUUUCUUAGGGCCCAUUGGAAGUUCUUGAAGACUGUUGUGAAUAAGUUGUUUGAGUUCAUGCAUGAAACGCAUCCCGGAGUUCAGGAUAUGGCUUGUGACACAUUCUUGAAAAUUGUUCAGAAGUGCAAGCGUAAAUUUGUUAUUGUACAGCUUGGAGAAAGCGAACCAUUUGUAUCUGAGCUUCUAACAAGCCUUCCUACAACUAUAGCUGAUCUUGAGCCCCAUCAGAUUCAUUCAUUUUAUGAAUCAGUUGGUAAUAUGAUUCAAGCAGAAUCUGAUCCUCAGAAGAGGGAUGAAUAUUUGAAAAGGCUGAUGGAGCUUCCAAAUCAGAAAUGGGUUGAAAUUAUAGCACAGGCACGCCAUAGUGUGGAUUUCUUGAAAGAUCAAGAUGUAAUCAGGACUGUCCUUAAUAUAUUGCAGACAAAUACAAGUGUUGCCAGUUCACUUGGAACAUAUUUCUUAUCUCAAAUAUCACUGAUCUUUUUGGACAUGCUUAAUGUAUACAGAAUGUACAGUGAGCUCAUAUCGACGACCAUUGCAGAAGGGGGCCCCUUUGCAUCUAAAACAUCUUAUGUAAAACUUCUGCGCUCAGUAAAAAGGGAGACUCUUAAGCUCAUUGAGACAUUCUUGGACAAGGCUGAAGAUCAACCGCAAAUAGGAAAACAAUUUGUUCCUCCAAUGAUGGACCCUGUACUUGGUGAUUACGCUAGGAAUUUGCCUGAUGCAAGGGAAUCUGAAGUCUUGUCACUUUUUGCUACAAUAAUUAACAAGUACAAAGGUGCAAUGAUAGAGGAUGUGCCUCGAAUUUUUGAAGCUGUGUUUCAAUGUACCUUGGAGAUGAUCACCAAAAACUUUGAAGAUUACCCUGAGCAUCGCCUCAAGUUCUUUUCACUGCUUCGUGCCAUUGCUACACAUUGUUUUCCUGCUUUGAUUCGUCUGUCAAGCCAGCAACUAAAGCUUGUUAUGGAUUCUAUCAUAUGGGCUUUCCGACAUACUGAAAGGAACAUUGCUGAAACUGGACUAAACCUUUUGUUGGAGAUGCUGAAGAACUUUCAGACUUCUGAGUUUUGUAAUCAAUUCUACCGGACUUACUUCGUGACAAUCGAGCAAGAAAUUUUUGCUGUCUUAACAGACACGUUUCAUAAACCUGGGUUCAAGUUGCAUGUCUUGGUGCUGCAGCACUUGUUUUGCCUGGCAGAGUCUGGUUCAUUGACAGAACCUUUAUGGGAUGUGACGACUGUUACUUAUACAUAUCCAAAUAAUGCAAUGUUUGUUCGUGAGUAUACUAUUAAACUUUUGGGCACAUCAUUCCCCAACAUGACAGCAACUGAGGUAGCACAAUUUGUGAGUGGACUGUUCGAGUCAAGAAAUGAUCUUUCCACAUUUAAGGAUCACAUACGGGACUUUCUUGUGCAGUCAAAAGAAUUCUCAGCUCAGGACAACAAGGAUCUCUAUGCAGAAGAAGCUGCUGCUCAGAAAGAAAGGGAGCGACAGCGGAUGCUCACUAUUCCGGGUCUUAUUGCGCCCAAUGAGAUACAAGAUGAGAUGGUGGACUCAUAGACGUCUAAUUUGCUGUGGAAACAGUUUCCAUGGGUUUUUAACUCCAGAUUUGCUGUGGACACCUGGAAUAUCUUCUCUUCCAUACAUUUUUGGAGGUUACCACUUCAGUAAUUUUUUCCCCAUUUUUUUGCUCAUAUUUCCCGAAUUUUCUUUAGUUUUGCACGGGUAAAUCAUGGCGGUGUCCCAGUGCAAAGGCUUGGCUACUGAUGGAAGGAACUACUGGGUUGGUGUAGAGUAUUUAGAGAAUUCUAAUGUAGGAUGAUGAUUAUAGUUAGUCGUCGUUUGUAUGGGGUUCCUGAAUUCAGUCAGCUUGUGGCAUUAUAAUUCAUGAGAAAAGGUAGAGAGAGAGAGAGGGAGAGAGAGAGAGAGAGAAACCGUUUAAAAUGACAUUUUAUCAAUGUUGAUGAGAUCCAAAGUAGGGUGUAAUGUAUACGACCUUUGGCAUGUGCAGAAAAAUUCUUUGUUUAAUCGGGUGGAGAUUAGAAUGAUAUGUGUCUUGGUAUUGGUAUUAUUAGUCAAGAGAUCUGAUUUUGUUUCUCUUAAAAUUUUGUUUGAGAUAACAUAAUAUGGUGUUUAUAAGAGAUGUGUCAACCAUCUUUGUCUUA